Molecule: messenger RNA, 607 nt
Organism: Monosiga brevicollis MX1
Lineage: Eukaryota; Choanoflagellata; Craspedida; Salpingoecidae
Exons: 2
Coding region: 1-390 (129 amino acids)
Molecular function (GO): calcium ion binding
Source: RefSeq, a predicted model, not a curated record
AUGCCUGAUUGUCUGAUCAAAAUAUUCGCCAUUCGCAACCGAUGCUUUUUCACGUCAUGGCUGGGGACGGUGCAGAAGCUGACAUCGCGCUUGAUUCAAUCCAUCGAUCAAAAUGAGGAUCGCCGCAUCGAUCGCACCGAGACGAGGGCCGAUGGAAUGGGCAACUGGCAGUUUUUGAUGGCCGUGCUCGUGACAAACAAGAUUGUGGACCAGUUGAUGGUUGACAUGAUUAUGAAGCGUUACGAAGAACUGGACGUGGACAAAGAUGGUUUCUUGACCAAUGAUGAUGUUCGCGCUGUGACUCGAGCCGCUGUUGCUGGCAAGGCUGAGGAAGCCUCGCGCGGGAGCCGGGAGGCUUUCAUAGAGGUUCGGGAAAACUCGUCGCUUUAAACUCAACAGGGUAAGCGAUUGGUGAUGGCCCAUGAGUUGGGCGUGCCUUGUAGCAGUUGGGAUACAUUGGAUUCAGAGCCUGAUCAUCACGCCAGCAACUGGCGUUUGCGUUUGUUUAAUCUCCUUCCUGUUCAAACUUGUUUUGACUGCGUCGUUUCACGACAUGAACUUGCGGGACACCAGGAGCUAUUUGUGCGCUCAAUUGACCUACACACCA